CUAAUUCCGAUUCCGAUUCCGAUUCCCUCUUUCUCGAUUCUCUAAAGGAAUCUCCCCUGCAGCGAUGAAGCCACUGUCACUCUCCGCCACGGCGGCGGCAUUGGUGGUUCUCCUCGCCGUCGCUUCCUCCAUCUACCACCCUCACUUCCUGUACCAGCCAUGGCUGCGCGGCCGAGACGCGGCGGAUUUGGUUGUGAUGAAUGGGACUAUAUACACCGGCGACGCCGCUUCCCCUUUCGCUGAUUCAAUGGCCAUCCGUCGCGGCCGGAUUCUCCGAGUUGGAAAUUAUUCCACCAUUAAGAAGUCGGUUGGGUCCAUGACUAGGAUGGAGAAUCUACAGGGGAAAGUGGUUGUUCCUGGAUUCAUUGACUCACAUGUGCACUUCCUUUUUGGAGGAUUACAGAUGGGUCAAGUUCAACUCCAUGGCGUCAGCCGAAAAGAACACUUUGUGAACAAGGUUAAAGAGGCAGUAUCAAAUAAGCCACCUGGAACUUGGUUGCAGGGUGGUGGUUGGAACAAUGAUCUGUGGGGGGGAGAACUUCCAAUAGCAUCAUGGAUUGAUGAUAUUACGCCUCAGAAUCCUGUGUGGCUGUCAAGAAUGGAUGGUCACAUGGGCUUGGCUAACUCUCUAGCAUUAAAACUUGCUGGAAUAUCUAAUAACACGACGGAUCCUGAUGGUGGAACUGUCAUGAGAAACAGUCUAGGAGAACCUACUGGUCUGUUGAUUGAUUCUGCCAUGAAGCUCAUCUUUUCCUGCAUCCCGGAGGUCUUAGUGGAGGAUAAGAGGGAAGCUCUUUUGAGAGCUAGUGAUCAUGCCUUAAGCAAAGGCGUCACAACAGUUGUUGAUAUGGGGCGAUAUUUUCCUGGCGCGUCAACAGAGCUCUCUUGGGAAGAUUUCUCAGAUGUCUACAAAUGGGCCAACCUAUCAGGAAAGAUGAAGAUUAGGGUUUGCUUAUUUUUUCCAAUCGAAACAUGGGCUCGGUUACAUGAACUUAUAAAUCGAGUAGGUAGGAAGUUGAGCGAAUGGCUUUACUUAGGUGGUGUAAAAGCUUUUGCUGAUGGAUCAUUGGGUUCUAGUAGUGCACUACUCUAUGAGCCGUAUGUCGAGGAACCACUCAAUCAUGGCUUGCAAGUGACAGACAUAGAUAAGCUGUACAAUUUAACUCUCGCUUCUGAUAAGGCCGGUCUUCAGGUCGCCAUUCACGCCAUAGGUGACAGAUCCAACGACGUGAUCUUGGACUUGUACAAAUCAGUGGCUACUGAGAAUGGAAUCAGAGAUCGAAGAUUCAGGAUCGAGCACGCACAGCAUUUGGCUCCUGGAACGGCACCCAGAUUUGGUGAACAAGAAAUUUUUGCUUCCGUGCAGCCUGAUCACUUAUUAUAUGAUGCUGACUCCGCUAUAAAAAAACUUGGUCUGGAAAGGGCAAAUGGAGGAUCAUAUUUAUUUAAGUCGCUCCUUGCAGGGGACGCACAGUUGGCUCUUGGCUCUGACUGGCCAGUUGUCGAAAUAAAUCCUUUGAGAAGCAUAAAGUCAUCAAUGAGAAGAGUGCCUCAUGGUUGGGGGAAUGCUUGGAUUUCGUCUGAAUGCAUUGAUCUAAACGAUGCAUUGAACGGGUAUACCAUUUCUGCUGCUCGAUCGUGCUUCCUUGAUGAAGAAAUCGGGUCUCUAUCACCGGGUAAAAUGGCUGACUUUGUGGUUCUGUCCGUGGAUUCAUGGGAUGAGUUUGCUGCAGAAGUUUCUGCAUCGGUUGAAGCGACAUACGUUGGUGGAGUAAGAGCAUAUGCCCGAGACCUCAUAGAAGAUUCAUAGUAGCAUUGAUCAAAAUCACAAAGCUUUUGAGUUGCAAUGCAUCAUAUGCAUAUGACAGGUUCAUUUGUACGAGUAGUCAAUGUUUCUAUCUAGCCUUGGGGUUAUUCUCAAUCGUUUUCUUUCAACGAUGUAAUAUUGCUAUUUUGUUUAUUUUGUUGGAUUAAUUAAUUGCUGAUUUAACGUGUUAA
Messenger RNA from Salvia hispanica, 1998 nucleotides. It is a transcript of the gene LAF3, whose product is annotated as Amidohydrolase family. Lineage: Eukaryota; Viridiplantae; Streptophyta; Magnoliopsida; Lamiales; Lamiaceae. Gene Ontology annotation, molecular function: hydrolase activity, acting on carbon-nitrogen (but not peptide) bonds. The record is from RefSeq and is a predicted model, not a curated record.